AUGGCGCCUUGGCCAUUUGGCUCGUCGGAGCCACCACCACCUCCUAAAGAUGACCGUUCCAAGCCCCUGACCCAGCUCUUCUACGACGCCCUCCCCGAGGACGAGCGCCUCCGCAUAGCCAUCCCUACCGCUCUCUCGACGAUCGGUAUCCUCGGCCUGGUAGGCGUCUACACCCGCUACCUGCGCCGCAUCCCGGGAACCGCAUACAUAAAACCUUCCUCCUUCCGCAAGAGGUCACUCUUCGGCCGCGUCACGAGCGUGGGCGACGGCGACGGCUUUCACUUCUACCAUACCCCGGUGGCCGGUUGGCCGGGUGGGGCUGGCUGCGGCGGAUUCCAGAGUCCAAGGCUCAGCUCAGGGGCCAAACGAUUCCUAUCCGCAUCGCAGGCAUCGACGCCCCCGAGGGCGCACUUCGGCCGCCCCGCCCAACCCUAUGCCGACGCUGCCCUGUCCUGGCUCACCUCCUAUAUCCUUCACCGUCGGGUUCGCGCGCACAUCCACAAGCGUGACCAGUACGACCGCGUCGUUGCCACUGUCUAUAUUCGCCGCGCCGGGGUCCUCUCCUUCCUUCUUCCUUUCCUCCUCCAUCGCGACGUUGGGCUCGAGAUGCUCAAACGCGGGCUCGCCACGACCUACGAGGCCAAGUCUGGUGCUGAGUUUGGCGGCAAGGAGAAGGUGUAUAUGGCAGCUGAGGCGAAAGCUAAGACGAAGAGGGUCGGCAUGUGGAGCCAAAAGGCGAGCGAAUUUGAAAGCCCGAGGGCAUACAAGGCGAAGAUACGUGACGGCGAGACAAGCGUUGAUCCUAAGACCUAG
Parascedosporium putredinis is the source of this 813-nucleotide messenger RNA. The record is from the annotation of a GenBank genome assembly. NCBI's taxonomy places the organism in Eukaryota, Fungi, Ascomycota, Sordariomycetes, Microascales, Microascaceae.